UCACUCUCAUGCUGAUGCCUGUCCACAGCCGCACGCUGCCGCUCUGUCUCUGCUCUGCCUUCAUUCAUGGACUAUAAACCUUCUGCAGAUUCCCUCUAAUGACACUGCUGCUCUCUACAGUUUUUCACUUUAACAGGCUCCAGCUGAGCUGAGCAACUCCACACAAAUUACACGCUUUAACUCCAGCAGCCACUUGUGGCUUCAGCCGGUGGACUAAACGAGCAAAACUUUAAUUCUUCAGGGUUAAAGCAGCUCCGUUCAGGACUACAAUGCCGGACUCCGCUGUUGUGAACAAGAACGGAAUGGUGACAGAACCGCAGACGAGGACGAGGAUGGAGCCGUUCACUAACUAUUACGACCUGGUUGGCAGAGAACUUGGCAGAGGAAAAUUUGCAGUGGUGAAGAAGUGCGUGGAGAAAGCUACAGGGAAGGAGUACGCCGCCAAGUUCUUGAGGAAACGGCGGAAGGGAAAGAGCUGCCGCGAGGACAUCAUGAAUGAGAUUGCAGUGCUGGAGUCAGCUAAGGCCAACCAAUACGUAGUGGGGCUGCACGAGGUGUACGAGACCAGCAACGAGAUCAUCCUGGUGUUGGAAUGUGCCGCCGGAGGUGAGAUCUUCGACCAGUGCGUUGGCGACAGCGACGAGGCCUUCACAGAGAAAGACGUGAUCCGAUUGGCUCGGCAGAUUCUAACGGGCGUGGCCUUCCUUCACAAGAAAAAUGUUGUCCAUUUGGACUUGAAGCCUCAGAACAUUCUGCUGACCUGCACCCAGCCGCUGGGGGAUAUCAGGAUUGUCGAUUUCGGCCUGUCGCGGCAUGUAAACAGCACGUCAGAAGUGCGAGAGAUUGUGGGCACUCCAGAGUAUGUGGCACCUGAGAUUCUGGACUAUGAGAAAAUCAGCACGGCUACAGAUAUGUGGAGUAUUGGAGUGCUGAUGUACGUGAUGUUGACUGGGGAGUCUCCUUUUUUGGGCAAUGACAAUCAAGAGACCUAUCUCAACAUCUCCCAGGUCAACGUUGACUACUCCCAAGACGUCUUCCAUGGAAUCUCGUCCCUCGCUGUAGAUUUCAUCAAGUCACUGCUGCACAAAAACCCUGCAGAUCGAGCGACCGCCGAACAGUGCUUACAACACCCCUGGUUAAACGAACAGGCUGACGAGCAGGAGGCCAGCCAAUCUGAAUCCGAGCCAGAAAGUCCCGCCCCUUCCCCAGACAUGUGCAUCAUUCCCGUGUAUCCCACAUGCCCUGGUCAAGGGGAACUGAAGACGGGCCGGGAUGCUUUCAGCUUCUCCGAGCCGUUUCCAACGCGGCCUGAAAUCCAGCAGGAACUGAUCUGUUGAGAGCUAGAAACAUAACUAACAAAUCGACGGAGGGCUGAGAAGGUUCGUCCUUCAGCCAAUGAGGUUCUUUACUGUCACACACUGUUGGCUUGAGUUGGCUUGUGUUUGACAGUGGUCCACUCAGGUGUUUAAAAAAACAAAACGCCCCGCCUGUAUGCUUGUGUGCGUCCGCGAGUGAGUGCGUGUUGCUGGUGAAGCUAGCAAGCUGUGAGUGUGUGUUUGGGUACUGUAUGAGGAGGCGUGUCGACUUUUCCUAGAGAUCUAUGCACUUGUGUGGUGGGUGUGCGGUGGAAAAAGAGUGCAUGUGCCAUAAGCAAGCUCUUAAUAAGCCCUUAAGACCUUAAUAAAGGGUUUAAGUUAAUAUUUUUUUUUAAAUAUAAAGCAUGCUCCAUAUGGGCUUAAGUCAAUUUCAUUAAUAAUUAAGCAAGCAGAGCUUCAUUCUGUGGCUUCUUCUCCUCAGUCUACAUGCAUUACUCUUACACUGUCUGCAUCCAUCAGUCCAUCCAUCCAUCUGUCUGUUCAUCAGCAAGUCUAAAGAAGAGCUUCUGUUGGAAAUGACCUUUGGUAUGCUGGACAGAAGCUCAGGAGAAGCUCUGUGAAGUCUGGCUUCUAAACUCUCCUAGCUCUGAGGAACUUUGAACAUGUUGGACAUUGGGGAAUGUCAAUGAACUCAAUGAACAAGAACAAUGGACAUCUUUUUUUUUUUAAGGAACUCUGUUCUGAUUGGCUAACUGACUUGGUUGACUGUGUAUUCCUCAUCCCUCUCCUUUUUCUUUAUCUUCUUCUAGGAUGCUUUAAACUGUUCAAAGUGUUGAGAAUAGUACAGAAGUGUUGAGAAGGACAGAAUCGCAAUACAAUGUUCAAGCACUUUUAUAUUAAUUAAUAAAUAAAAAAAUAAGCGUGAAAAAUGUUUAACCCCUAAUUAACCAAGUGCUACAAAAGUGACAAUGUGCCAAAGACUUGUCAACAUGGUUAAAAACAAGCACAGUUCAGUAGAGUUAGCAACGAUCACCAUAUAUAUAUUUAGCCGUAUACACACGCACACACAUUCCAUCCACCACUGUUAUCUGUUAUCAGUUUCCAUCACUGUUCUCCACCAGUUGCCACAAACACCACUUUGGUUUCUGUUCCAGUUCUUUUGACUUUUUCUCAAGAUGUUUUGCUUUAGUUGCACAAGUUUUUAUGUAUAGGACUCCUCCUUUAUCUUUUGUAUGUAACGAUCUCGGGCUCCUCAGAGUUAUUGAUGUACAUAAUGUAUGAAGAUAAAAGUGGCCAGCUCACAGGAUAUUUCUUAGAAGAAGUAUUUUGUAGCUGGUCAUAUAGAUGAGGUUGAUUAUGAUGCAGUGGGGCUGUUGUAAAUUUUAAUAUGUGAUUCUUACUGCAUUUGAAACGACUUGUCCACUUGUCAACAACUGCAAGUUCAGACCGUGCUCUGGGAGCUGGGAUCUAUGGGAGCGAACAUUCAAUUUUUUUUCUUUU
Astyanax mexicanus (Mexican tetra) is the source of this 2816-nucleotide messenger RNA. It is a transcript of the gene stk17al, whose product is annotated as serine/threonine kinase 17a like. NCBI's taxonomy places the organism in Eukaryota, Metazoa, Chordata, Actinopteri, Characiformes, Acestrorhamphidae. Gene Ontology annotation, cellular component: nucleus. The coding region runs from base 270 to 1337 and encodes 355 amino acids. Gene Ontology annotation, biological process: protein phosphorylation; positive regulation of apoptotic process; intracellular signal transduction. The transcript is spliced from 7 exons. The record is from RefSeq and is a predicted model, not a curated record. Gene Ontology annotation, molecular function: ATP binding; protein serine/threonine kinase activity.